This is a messenger RNA of Clonostachys rhizophaga, 1104 nucleotides long. Lineage: Eukaryota; Fungi; Ascomycota; Sordariomycetes; Hypocreales; Bionectriaceae. The record is from the annotation of a GenBank genome assembly.
AUGAAAUGGGCCAUGGAAUGCGCGAAUGCCAACUCCAACGAGACCAUCAGAAUCAAAAGAGGUCCGCAAACCGUCAACGACGCCCUCCACAAUAUACGUGCCUUUAGCGAUGAAUAUCGUCGACUAGAGGAGUCGCAAGCUCCUGAAGAUUAUACUAACCCACCUCCGUUCCCCCCAUUGCCGAGAUGUUAUGGCUGGACCAAAGUUUCGUUUAGUGCCAUCCCUCUUAGGCGCAUGCGGGCAUUCCUUGAGUUUCACCCGGACGACAAGGGAGACUUGUAUGCUAUCAUAUAUGAGUUUGUCCCGCCCAAGGAGCAAGAUAGAAGCGUUGCCCAGGUUCACCUCGACUUCUUUUAUGCUGUUGGCUUCCAAGUGCACCCCUACAAACUCGACAACUGGCAUGGUGGAAGACUAAUUGAUCAGAGCGAUAUCUGGUCAGUCUAUCAGAGGGCAGCAUGGAAUGGAAAAUACAAUCAGCACAAGGAUGCAAAAGUAUGGAUGUGGACUUUGAGCUGUGAGCCUAGGAAUAUUCCUGAGAACCGGGAGAAACACAAACUACCAACACGACCCAGCCUACCAACAGGACGAUUCAUCGAGGAAGUUUUAUCAAAUGGUGAUUCCUCGAUGUCACAAUCGGAGUCUUAUGAGUCUUCAGAGGAGGAGUCUUCGCAGUCCGAUGACCCUAGUCCUAAGAAAAGGAAGAUGCUCAAGGGGCCAGUGGUACCGAAGCCGUCAGGCUUUCGAAAAACUAGGUAUUCCAAUACUCAUCCCUCGGCAUCCUCACCUAAAUCCGGCAUCAAGCCCCCUACCAUUAUUCCUGUACCUAAAAAGAAAGAGACGCGAAGCUCGUCAGUAAUACCAAAGCGGUUCCGGGUCCGAACGCAAUCUGAUGACUUAUCGUCGUCGCCGUCUCUGUCUUCGUCGACCAAGACCGAAGGCUCCGAUUCAUCUUCUGAGGACGAAAACCCUCACAUACGAAGAACCCGAGACCACCGCAAAGCGCACAAGAAGCCAGUGAUACCAAAGCCGCCUAUACCAUCUCGUACCGAUAACGCUGCAGAGACGUUAUCGCGAUUCAACAAAUCCGAAUCAUCUACCGAAUAA